Messenger RNA from Erigeron canadensis, 2296 nucleotides. Its product is annotated as chaperone protein DnaJ. The record is from RefSeq and is a predicted model, not a curated record. Lineage: Eukaryota; Viridiplantae; Streptophyta; Magnoliopsida; Asterales; Asteraceae. The transcript is spliced from 5 exons. Bases 43 to 1590 code for a protein of 515 amino acids.
ACCCCAACAAAAAAAAAAAAAAAGAAGAAAAAGUCGUUAGAAAUGGCGGUGGUCCACGGCACACUAUUCCGUAGCCUAUGCGGUCUUCACCACCAAUAUCGAAACAUUUCUACCUCCUCCUCCGCCGUCUGUGAAUUCCUAAUUAAUCAUCAUAUUACUAGUAAUAAUAAUAAUAAUAAAUAUAUGAGCACGAAGAGCGGCGAGUCACCAGUGGAACCACCACCGCCGGAAUUAUCGGGCAAAAAUGCAUACGACCUUCUCGGAGUUUCUGAUACUUGUUCUUUUGCUGAAAUUAAAGCCUCUUUUCGGAAACUGGCAAAACAAACGCAUCCUGAUCUUUCUCAAUCUCCACUUAAUUCUCAUCGAUUUCUUCAAAUUCUCGCCGCUUAUCAGAUAUUGUCAGAUACUGAAAAGAGAGCUCACUACGACAGGUACCUAUUUACGCAAAAGGUAGUUGUCCAACAACGCUCGAGACAAGGUUCGUCAAUGUACACAUAUGAAUCCUAUGAAACAACGGAGAAGCAGAUGGAAGUUGUUGACUGGUUAAAAUGGUAUAGAUAUGCCAUAAAUGAUAUAGUAUCAGAGAGAAGGAUGGUGGAUGGAACUAGCUACUUUGAAGUACUUGAAAAUGAUUUUUACUCCGCCAUACAUGCAGCUUAUUAUGGUCCUGUGAUUCAGUCAAUGGAUUUCCUUCCUGAUUGUUUUGAAGCUGAUGUAAGGUCUGUUCCUGGAACUCCUGAGAUCCUGCAUUUGGUUUCUGGACGUGACCUUUUUGGGAAGGUAUGCAUAGCUAAAAAGUUUCUUGAAUUAUCUCAUGCUUGCAAUAAGCAACUCCCGUCACCCCAAAGCUUGAGUUUGGAGGUGAGUUACACGGAUCAUGAUUCAGGUACUCACACUUGUGAUGCAUACAAAGAUCUGGAGUUGCAUGUAGCAGGAAAAAUUGUUGCUGUUGCAAACAGGGUCCGAGCAAAGGGUGACACCACUAGCGUGUCAAAUGAAGAAUGUGAAGAUCGUAUUGAUGUUUAUCUCAAUCUACAUGAAGACGAUAUAUUUUCAGGCAGCGAGUCCAAUAAAAAUCCUGAAGAAGAUGUGGUUGCAUCUAAGGUGUUUCUGGGAACCAUAAUUGGAUUAGGGACCAGUGGGGACGAAGGGUCUUGCAUGGUGCAUGAUAGUUGUGGUGUAAAGACUCAUGUGGUUAUGAUUCAUCGGACACUACUGGUGAAACAUAUGCACUGGUAUCAGUUGGGAGACAAGGCUUCUCUUUGUGAAUGUAGAUGCACUAGAGCUCGGUUACCACCAAGCAAGUACUGGUUAUUUGAGCCUCGCUCUGGCUUGCAUGAUAUCGGUGGGUGGUAUAUUGAGACAUAUGGAAGGGAUAAUAAAGGGAAAAAUGUACCAUCUCAGAGAUAUUGGGAUGGGGUUGACGUUACAAAUCCUUCUGAAAGGAGGGUUCAUCCAGCCGUUUACUUGCUAGCUCUUGCCUAUCGUACUCUAGAUAUAGAAGAUGCCAAGAGAAAAAAGCAUAAGAUUAGAGAUUUAGUUGGAGGAACAUUGGCAGAAGCUUACAAUUGGUGCAAAAAACUGGUGUAGGAAGAGUAUAUAUGUGCUAUGUGUAUUUAGCACUGUCAUUGUUUGGAAAAUGACAAAAUCUGUUCCAGCAGUCGUCUUUAUCAAAAUUGGUUAUCACAUGUGGAAAACUCGAGAAUCUACAUCAGCUAUGCUGAUCAAUAAUAGGAAUAAGUAUGUACAGUGGAGGUAUGGAAGAACCAUUCAACAUCCAGUAUGUUAUGAAUUAAUCACUAGAGAAUGAGAGUUUGUGUGGGAACCCAUCAACUAUGCAUCGGUCAUUAGCCUUUAGAGUUUAGAUGUGACAUGCUUCUCCGAGUUAGCUUCAAGCAUCAUCAGGCAUCUUCAUUGUGCUUCUAUCUGUGUCAGGUUUAUAUUUGUGGUAUCAAUUGAAGUUCUAAGUUUUGAACAUUUGGAAAGAUAAUGAUGUCAUUCUGUGAUUUACAGCAAAAAGGAAGAGACCCGAAAGAAAACAAUGUCUCAUUUUGUUUGUCCAUGCAACCACCGCUUUUGUUGGAGACUGCUUCAUGUGGAAGAAGGAAGAACUUCUUUACCAAAGGUCUUUCUGAUUUUUCUGUUGUUUCCAUAUGUAAAAAUCAUGUCAACCAAAUAUCUUGCAAGGCAUAGAAAGAUAUAUGUAAAAUUACUUGAGGGGUGGCGAUUCCUGUUUGUACUUUUUAAUGCUACAUAUAUAUAUGCUAUACAAAUGACAACAUCAUUCUAGUUGCAA